AUGUCAUCAGAGCUUGAAUCUCAAUCUGCUCAAUCAAAAAUUGAUUUUUUAUUUGAGGAGCUAGAAAAGAAAAAUAAAAUAGACACCAGUAAUCUUAUUUCUGAAAAUGCUGAGCUCAGAGACAGAGUCACGAAAUUGGAACAGAAGCAGACACAAACUGAUAGCAUACAUGUAUUAGAAGAUUCCAUUCUCCACGAAGCAACAUUUGAUAUUUCAUCCAAUAUUUAUACAUACUCAUCCGAGCCUAAAUCAUCGGAAAAUAAAGAGAUCGAUGAGUUUCUGGAUUUUAAAAAGCUGAGUUCACAAUAUCACUCUAUAUCAAAAAAUAUUAAACCAGGACAGAUCGAAAUUUCCGAGAUGGCCUGUCCCAAAAAAUUUGAGGGCAUUGAUGGUUCUGUGAAGUGUAUUGUUAAUUCAUUUGACAUUAAUGGGGUAUCACAACAUUUAGCUCAUUUGUGUGAUACAGCCAUAGGCGCAGAAGAUCAAGCUUUGAGGCUAAUCAGGAAGAAAUCAUGUGCUGGUCUCUUUAUGGUAGGGAUUUUGAAUUUCAAAUACCUUGCAAAGAUAGGUUUAGAUAAAAUUAAACAUAUUAAGAACUAUAGUGCAAAUUCUAUCUCAGAACUUACUAAUGAUCAAAUUCAAGAAAUUAUUAAUCAUGGUUCAGAGAGCCAAAUCUCUAAUUCUCUGCUUGAAAUCACACCUGAAGUAUCUUCUGAAGAUAAUAUAAUUGAAAUUUUCAGGAUGGCCCAUCUUGAAAAAGCUUUAUUAGAAACUGAGAUAAAUGUACCAUCUGCAUCACGACCCAAGAAAGAUUUACCAAAAGCAGAGUUAGACCAUGAUGAUGAGGAAGAUGUAGAAG
Messenger RNA from Paraglomus brasilianum, 859 nucleotides. NCBI's taxonomy places the organism in Eukaryota, Fungi, Glomeromycota, Glomeromycetes, Paraglomerales, Paraglomeraceae. The record is from the annotation of a GenBank genome assembly.